Messenger RNA from Temnothorax curvispinosus, 725 nucleotides. It is a transcript of the gene Tim9a, whose product is annotated as mitochondrial import inner membrane translocase subunit Tim9-like. Bases 133 to 408 code for a protein of 91 amino acids. The record is from RefSeq and is a predicted model, not a curated record. The transcript is spliced from 2 exons. NCBI's taxonomy places the organism in Eukaryota, Metazoa, Arthropoda, Insecta, Hymenoptera, Formicidae.
UCGUAACUGUAUACAUAUGUCGUACGCACGUGCUUGUUUCUAACCUCAAAAUCGCCCGUCAUAGUCCGAUGCGAUAUUUACAGGAAUAAGCGAACGGUGGUAGAAGCUUUGCGCAAAUAUUGAGCUCUGACAAUGGCGAUGCAAGUUCCGACUGACGUGGAUGCCGAUCAAAUUAAAUCUUUUCGAGACUUCUUAACGUCGUACAAUAAACUCUCCGAAAUUUGCUUCGUCGACUGCAUAACCGACUUCACGACGCGAGAAGUUAGGGCCAAGGAGGAGAAAUGCGCCCUUAACUGCAUGGAAAAGUACCUGAAAAUGAAUCAGAGAGUGUCUCAACGUUUCCAGGAGUUUCAAAUAACUGCCAAUGAAAAUGUUUUGGCAGCUAAAAGGCAAGGCCAGGCAAAUUAGGUUCGUCAGUAAAACUGUGUAGAUAAACUGAUCUUAUCAUGAGCCUCUAUUCGAAUCUUCGUAUCAUAAGAUUGCAAUAAACAUUUCUCGAACAUCUCUCUACAUGACGGUCUAUUCAUUCAGUGUCUAAUGGAUAUAUAUUUGUUCGAGAUUUAAAAACGUUUUAUUUUGAAAUUAAAAAACAUUGAUUGUACAAUAAAUCAUGUACUGUAAUGUAUUGUAAUAUAAAAUGUUGAACAUGUAAAUUAUGGGAGCGACGGAGUUAAUGUAUAUGUUAUAUGAGUAAACAAUGACUUGUUCUAUCUUUUUAAUAUGAA